Serinus canaria (Common canary) is the source of this 8983-nucleotide messenger RNA. RefSeq names its product cytoplasmic linker associated protein 1 (gene CLASP1). The record is from RefSeq and is a predicted model, not a curated record. Gene Ontology annotation, molecular function: kinetochore binding; microtubule binding. Gene Ontology annotation, biological process: mitotic spindle assembly. Gene Ontology annotation, cellular component: spindle microtubule; mitotic spindle; cytoplasmic microtubule. The transcript has 39 exons. The coding region runs from base 397 to 4992 and encodes 1531 amino acids. Lineage: Eukaryota; Metazoa; Chordata; Aves; Passeriformes; Fringillidae.
CGGGGCGCGCGCGCGGCCAUGGAGCGGAGCGGGCGCCGCCGCCGCCGGCACUGAGGGAGGGAGACGCGAGAGGGAGAAGGGAGCGCGUCCGCCCGGCCCCCGCCCCCGCCCCGCAGAAUGGACUGCUGAAUUGGGAUUUAUUGCAGACUCAACUGUAGAGCGCUGCUCAUUGCUUCAUCUAUUACCAGUUAUUUAAAUUGGACUUUUAAUAUCCUGCCAGCUGCUGUCCACACACACAUGGUGCAUUGUUGCCAUUCUCAGAAUUGCAUCUUUGAAACCCAGGCCCUCAGUAACCUUCACAGAAGAAAGAGGCGACCUCCUGCGUACAUUUGUAGAGGGAGUUUUUGGCCCUGCUGCCCUCUGGCUUUCUGGCUGCUGCUGUAUUUCUGAGACACUAUGGAGCCCAGUAUGGAGUACUGCUUAGCCCAGGUGCUGCAGAAGGAUGUUGGAAAAAGACUUCAGGUUGGCCAGGAAUUGAUAGAUUAUUUCUCAGAUAAACAGAAGUCAGCUGAUCUUGAACAUGAUCAGACUAUGCUGGAUAAAAUGGUUGAUGGACUGGCCACUUCUUGGGUAAAUUCCAGCAAUUAUAAGGUGGUUCUCCUGGGGAUUGACAUCAUCUCUGCACUGGUGUCCCGCUUGCAAGAUCGCUUCAAGGCCCAGAUUGGCACAGUGCUGCCAAGUUUACUUGAUAGGCUGGGUGAUUCUAAGGACUCAGUGAGGGAGCAGGAUCAGACCUUGCUGCUGAAAAUCAUGGAACAAGCUGCUAACCCUCAGUACGUGUGGGACAGGAUGCUGGGAGGAUUCAAACACAAGAAUUUUCGGACAAGAGAAGGGAUUUGCCUCUGCCUUAUUGCAACACUCAAUGCAUCUGGAGCUCAGAGUUUAACACUGAGUAAGAUAGUGCCACAUAUAUGUAACUUACUUGGAGAUCCAAACAGCCAGGUUCGAGAUGCAGCAAUAAACAGCCUUGUGGAAAUUUACAGACAUGUUGGUGAACGUGUAAGGGCUGAUCUCAGUAAAAAAGGAUUACCCCAGUCUCGGUUGAAUGUAAUUUUUACAAAAUUUGAUGAGGUCCAAAAAUCUGGAAACAUGGUCCAGACUUCAGUUGAUAAAAUUUUUGAUGAUGAAGACUCCGUGGAUGGGAACAGACCUUCCUCAGCCAGCUCCUCAACAUCUUCAAAGGCCCCUGCAAACUCACGCAGAGUUGGGAUGGGCACUACCCGCAGACUUGGCUCUGCACCUCUGGGCUCCAAGUCUUCAACAGCCAAAGAGGGAGCAGGUGCUGUGGAUGAAGAAGACUUCAUUAAGGCAUUUGAAGAUGUCCCAACAGUUCAGAUUUAUUCCAGCCGGGACCUUGAGGAAUCCAUAAACAAGAUCAGAGAGAUCCUGUCAGAUGAUAAACAUGACUGGGAACAGAGAGUUUCUGCGUUGAAAAAGAUCCGCUCCUUACUCUUGGCUGGAGCUGCAGAGUAUGAUAACUUCUUCCAGCACUUAAGGCUUCUGGAUGGAGCAUUUAAAUUAUCUGCUAAAGACCUGCGCUCUCAAGUCGUCAGAGAGGCUUGUAUCACCUUGGGACAUUUGUCAUCAGUUCUGGGAAACAAGUUUGACCAUGGGGCAGAAGCCAUCAUGCCAACAAUUUUUAAUCUAAUUCCAAAUAGUGCCAAAGUCAUGGCCACUUCUGGUGUUGUAGCAGUUAGAUUAAUCAUUCGACACACGCACAUCCCUCGGUUAAUACCCAUCAUAACCAGUAAUUGUACCUCCAAGUCUGUUGCAGUUAGAAGGCGCUGCUUUGAAUUUUUAGACUUGCUGUUGCAGGAGUGGCAAACACACUCCUUAGAAAGGCACAUAUCCGUGUUGGCUGAAACAAUAAAGAAGGGAAUUCAUGAUGCAGACUCUGAAGCCAGGAUAGAGGCAAGAAAGUGCUACUGGGGUUUCCACAGUCACUUCAGCCGAGAGGCAGAGCAUUUGUACCACACCUUGGAGUCUUCCUACCAGAAGGCCCUGCAGUCCCACCUGAAGAACUCUGACAGCAUCGUGUCCCUGCCACAGUCGGAUCGCUCGUCCUCCAGCUCCCAGGAGAGUCUCAACCGUCCACUGUCUGCCAAACGAAGUCCUACUGGAAGUACAACAUCAAGAGCAUCUACAGUAAGUACAAAAUCUGUGUCAACACCAGGAUCUCUGCAGCGAUCCCGCAGUGACGUCGAUGUGAAUGCAGCAGCUAGUGCCAAGUCAAAAGUGAUGUCUUCUGGAGCAUCCACCCCCUUCAGUUCUGCUGCAGCCUUGCCCCCAGGGUCAUACGCAUCACUAGGCCGGAUUCGCACCAGGAGGCAGAGCUCUGGCAGUGCCACCAGUGUCACCUCCACGCCUGCCGAUACCCGAGGCCGCAGCCGGGCUAAAGUGGUGUCCCAGUCCCAGCCUGGGAGCCGGUCUAGUUCUCCGGGUAAGCUCUUAGGAAGCUCCUAUGGUGGUCUGAGCAGUGGAACAUCCCGAGUCCAGCCAGUGCCAUCAUCCUCAGAGAAGCGCAGCAAGAUUCCUCGGAGCCAGGGCUGCAGUCGGGAGACGAGUCCCAACAGAAUAGGCCUAGCACGGAGCAGUCGUAUCCCCCGACCCAGCAUGAGUCAGGGGUGCAGUCGUGAUACCAGCCGUGAGAGCAGUCGAGAUACAAGCCCUGCUCGGGGCUUCCCUCCACUUGACCGGUUUGGACUCGGACAGCCAGGCAGGAUGCCUGCUUCUGUGAAUGCCAUGCGAGUCCUGAGCACCAGCACAGAUCUGGAGGCUGCUGUGGCCGAUGCACUGAAAAAGCCCGUGAGAAGGAGGUAUGAGCCCUAUGGGAUGUACUCCGAUGACGAUGCCAACAGCGACGCUUCCAGCGCGUGCUCGGAGCGCUCCUAUGGCUCCAGGAACGGGGGCAUUCCGCACUACCUGCGCCAGACUGAAGAUGUGGCCGAGGUCCUCAACCACUGCGCCAGCUCCAACUGGUCUGAAAGGAAAGAGGGGCUCAUAGGUCUGCAGAAUUUACUGAAAAGCCAACGGACACUGAGCCGAGUCGAGUUAAAGAGGCUGUGUGAAAUAUUUACUCGCAUGUUUGCUGACCCUCACAGCAAGAGAGUCUUCAGCAUGUUUCUGGAAACCCUGGUUGAUUUCAUCAUCAUUCAUAAAGAUGACUUGCAGGAUUGGCUUUUUGUUCUCCUGACCCAGCUGCUAAAGAAAAUGGGAGCAGAUUUGUUGGGGUCUGUGCAGGCAAAAGUUCAAAAAGCUCUGGAUGUCACCAGGGAUUCUUUUCCAUUUGAUCAGCAAUUUAACAUUUUGAUGAGGUUCAUUGUAGAUCAGACCCAGACACCAAACCUGAAGGUCAAAGUUGCUAUCCUGAAGUAUAUCGAGUCCCUGGCAAGACAGAUGGAUCCAACAGACUUUGUGAAUUCCAGUGAGACAAGACUUGCUGUAUCUAGAAUUAUAACUUGGACUACAGAACCAAAGAGCUCAGAUGUCAGAAAGGCAGCACAAAUAGUCCUGAUUUCUCUCUUUGAAUUGAACACUCCUGAGUUUACCAUGUUACUUGGUGCCUUGCCAAAAACAUUCCAGGAUGGUGCUACCAAGCUCCUGCACAACCACCUCAAGAACUCCAGUAACACCAGUGUGGGUUCUCCCAGCAAUACCCUUGGUCGGACUCCUUCCCGGCACUCCAGCAGCAGAACCAGCCCCUUAACUUCACCUACCAACUGUUCCCAUGGUGGACUGUCUCCAAGUCGGCUCUGGGGUUGGAGUGCAGAUGGGCUGUCGAAGCACCCCCCUCCCCUUUCUCAGCCUAACUCCAUCCCCACUGCUCCUUCCCACAAGACUUUCAGACGCUCUUACUCUCCCAGUAUGCUGGAUUAUGACACGGAGAACCUAAACUCUGAUGAAAUCUACAGCUCUCUUCGUGGAGUCACUGAAGCAAUUGAGAAAUUUAGUUUCCGUAGUCAAGAGGACCUGAAUGAGCCAAUCAAACGUGAUGGAAAGAAGGACUGUGACAUUGUGUCUCGGGAUGGUGGCCUUGCUCUCCCUAGUGGCGAUGUCCGCGGAAGCGGUGACAUUGUGGAAGGCGGCCGGAUGGCUCUGGAUAACAAAACCUCCCUCCUGAACACGCAGCCUCCCCGCGCCUUUUCAGGGCCCCGUGCUCGGGAGUACAACCCCUAUCCUUACGCUGACACCAUUAACACUUACGACAAGACUGCCCUGAAGGAAGCCGUGUUCGAUGACGACAUGGAUCAGCUGCGGGAUGUACCCAUUGACCAUUCGGAUUUGGUGGCUGAUCUUCUGAAAGAGCUCUCCAACCACAACGAGCGGGUGGAGGAGCGGAAAGGAGCUCUCCUGGAAUUGCUAAAGAUCACAAGGGAAGAUAAUCUUGGAGUUUGGGAGGAGCAUUUCAAAACCAUUCUGCUCUUGCUGCUGGAAACGCUUGGAGACAAAGAUCAUUCAAUCAGAGCCCUGGCACUGCGAGUCCUGAGGGAGAUCCUGCGGAACCAGCCGGCAAGGUUCAAGAACUACGCAGAGUUGACUAUCAUGAAAACACUGGAAGCGCACAAGGAUUCCCACAAGGAGGUCGUCAGAGCUGCUGAGGAAGCUGCUUCCACCCUGGCGAGUUCCAUCCACCCUGAGCAGUGCAUCAAGGUGCUUUGCCCCAUCAUUCAGACUGCAGAUUAUCCAAUUAACUUAGCUGCCAUCAAAAUGCAAACAAAAGUCAUCGAGAGGAUUUCUAAGGAAUCGUUGCAUCAGCUCCUACCUGAUAUCAUUCCUGGGUUGUUACAGGGUUAUGAUAACACGGAGAGCAGUGUCAGAAAAGCCAGUGUAUUUUGCCUAGUGGCUAUUUAUUCAGUAAUUGGAGAAGAACUGAAACCUCAUCUCGCACAACUCACAGGAAGCAAGAUGAAGCUACUAAACUUGUAUAUAAAGAGGGCACAGACCACCAACAGCAACAGCAGCUCCUCUUCAGAUGUUUCAACGCACAGUUAAUGGAGAUCUGUGGACAUGUGUGUAGACUUAGAAGCAAUCAACGGUGCCUCUCAGAGACCUUUCUGCUACUCUUCACUGGCACGCUCCAUCAGCUUAAGGAGGCCAUGCAGAUAUUUAUUGCAAUCAGUAUUUUAGUCCCUUAAAAGCUUUUAUGUAGAAUCUUACUCGUAUUGAAUGUAAAGGAAGCAAGGUCUGUGUCGCAGUCUUCAUUAAAAGUGAACAUCAGAAAGCCAUACUUAAACAUAUUUGCAUAGCCUGCUGAAAUCUCAGAAAUAUGUUUAGGUUAGCAUUCUAACACUGAAUCCAAGAACCUGGACACAUGUAAAAGUCAAACAAAUCUUGUUUAGUUCAUACCCAGUUUUGGUUUCUGUGGGUUAGUUACCUGCUCUCUCCCCUCACCCAUUCUGGCUGGGUCCUUCUCUUCUUUCAAGUCUUGUGUUCCUAUUCUGAAAUCCCUGUUGCAGCUUGCCUGACUUGCAGGGCCCUCCAUGGGGAGAUCUUUGCAGGUGUGGCUGUGAUUCCAGCCUUAGAUGCUUUAAUACUGAGAGAUACCAAGUGAGUAAUGAAAGUAGGUUCUUUUUAAACAUCUGAGUUUUGUACAUAGAUCUGACAGACCCCAGAUGGGCUGAUCUCUCUGUAACUGCUAUCCAGCCAGCUGUGCUGUGCAUAACAGCUGGGCUCUUGCUCUUUUCAUUGACUUUGUAAAUACUUGCCCCCUCUCAACACAUUUGGCUCUUUCAUAUGUUCAAAAGACUCUCCUGUUACUCCCCAAAGGGAACCUGAGACCCAGUUCUGGGACUGAUGUCUGCAAAUAGGAUAGUGGAGUUGGGUGGGUGGGAUUGGGUUAGGCUCUGAGUGGGUCAGUGGGUGGGCAGUGGGAGCUGGCAGAGCUGUGCUUCAGUGCCAGCUGUUCUCCUUGAAAUCUGUAGCAUCAAAGGGCUGAUCUGCUGCUCUGACUGACCCACUGAUGCUGGAUGGCUUUGUCCUCACAGCUCCUUUGCACUUUGGGCAAUAUGUUCAUCCCAGAGGACAAAAAGGUUGUCUGAAUCUGAACAGAAAUACCACAUGGAAGCACCUCUGAGCCAACUGGGACAGUGCUGGUUGCCUGCCACAGCCCCUCCUGUUCCUGAAGACCCUGCAGUGAUGUUAACUACCCUUAGAAGCCUCCUUUGUGCCAUCUCCAUGCACAGGCUUGCUGAGUGCUCUGCAUUUCAGAAGAGCGGGGGUCCCUCGUCGGGCACUGCUGGCAGCAGGGUGCUCUGGGUGAGGUGUUUGCAGCCUGAUGACACAGAUCAGGUCAGAGGCAAACCAGCAGCAAUGAAAUACCCUGCAGCACCGCCCUUCCCUGCACAGAGACCCUUCUUCCUGCAAAGGGAGAGCUCCCCCUGGCUCUGCCUGUAACCAGGGAAGGCAGGAGGUUGUUAAUUGGCCCUGGGCUGGGUUCUGGCUGAUGGGCAUGCCCUCCCCAAACCUGCCAUGGAUCCCAGCUGGGGUUUUGCCUCCAGUGCCAGUGAUGCAAGAGGGUGAUGGACUUGCAGCUUAUGGCUGCAGCUGUGGUGAUGGAUGUGUGCUCCGUGGCUGCUCUCAGUGCCCUGGAGUCUCUCAGCUUCCUCCAUCUCCCCUUUAGGGAGCUGAAGGGACACCUUGGGAACAUACUGAGAACAUGAGACUCCAUUGCUGCAGCAGGGGAGGGUAAAGCCCCAUCCAUCAAUUAUCCCUCUGUGUUUCAACCCUAUCCCUGGGGAGUUAAGCUGGGAGCUGACACUUGGUGCCAGCUUUUCUCCCAGUUCUCUUCUCAGGAGGGAUUGGGGCUGGUGGGGGACUAUGUGUCACUGGGCUGCAAAGCUGGUUGGUCCCUUUCCCUGCUCACCUGAGAGCAGGGGACAUGACCUGCUCCUGGUACACACAUGUGAGGCUUUUGCUGGCUGCAGGGCUAAUUCCCUCAUCUUUCCCAACCAGUAAUGCUAUGGCAGGAGAAACCAUGUGCUUUCCUGGGGUGGGGGAUUCCCCCAGGGUCUUUUUGCAGGCUCAGAAAAGCCAUCCUCACUAAAGGGGGGGGAUUGGCUGUUCCAUGGUUCGUGUCUGCCUUUCCGUGGACCAUUUCUUUUCCACAUCUUUCUGUGUGCUUGUUAGAAUGCUCUUUUUAAAUUUUUUUUGAAUGCUUCAAAUUUGAUUUUAACACAAAUUUAUUUUUCCUUUUGAGGAAAUACUCAGUUGACUUGUUGGCAGCAGUUAAGCUGUCUUGUUUGAGUUUUUAGUAGUGGGCUAGGUUUUUUUGGGGGGGGUGUUGGUUUUUUGUUUUGUUGUUUUUUUUUUUUUUUUUUUUAAUUGUGCUCUUAACUGCUUAGUAUUUAUGCCUCUCUUUCUCCCCAUCUCAGCUCAGCAUCUUCUGUUCCAGUUCUGGUGGUCAGAAGGUCAGCAUAGCUGACCAGGUGGUGUUAGUCCCUCCCAGCUGUGAUGGAGCUUGGUCUAUCAUCAUUUGCUGUUUGUUGGUUUUAAUUUUUUUCCUUUCCAUUGAAUGGCACACUGUAGCAAAUCUCCAGGAAUCGAAUUCCUUCUGAAAUGAUUUUAUAUGCUUUAUAAAAUCCUGUUGGUAUGCACUGAGAGUGAAGGCACUGUAUGUCCCUGACUCUGCAGUCAGGGGCCGAGCUCGUCCUUGAGAAGGCGCCUGCGGCCAGCCUGCGCUUCCCGAGCCCCAGCACCGAGGGGCUGCAGGGGGAACCAGGCCUUACUUCCUGAAUCAGAUUCAGUUCUGUUUGUCAACAGAUGCUCAUCAAUGUGCUACUUGAUUUCAUUGCCUGAGUCGAGGACUGUCCAUCCUUUGAGUACUCUAGGGUGUGUUCUGCCUGUCCACAGUAGGAGCGUUCUGCUUAGGUAUUUAUAAAUCAUCGCCGACAAUGUACAUAGUAGGGUUGUUUAGUAUGUUGAACAUGACCCAGUUUUUAUUUUGUGUUUCCUUUGAAGUACUCAAAGGGCUAGCUCUGAAUGUCACCUCUCUGAUCUCCAGUUUUGACUUCAACAAGCUGUACAAUCAUCUUGUUUUCUCUUCAGCAAGCAUAAAGGUCUCUCUGGCUACAAAUCACAGUGUCCACGCACGCUUGCAGAGGAAAGUCUGCAUGCUGCAGUGCCUCACUGCUCCGGUGAAGCUUGUGUUCACCUUCUCCUGGCAGUAGCCACCUACUGCAGCUGCCUUUUUUUUUCAUGCUGCAUAUUAUGCAGGGCUUCAAUUUUUCGUACCUUUAAAAAAAAGGAAAAAAAAAAAAAGAAAAAAAAAAGAAAAAAAAGUGUAUUUUCUUUGCCCACCAUGCUUUAAAAAUCUGAAUGGGAGAAAACUCUCAGCAGACAGCAGCUCUUGGCUGCAAGGUUGCCGAAGUCUCAGAUGUGGAUGUUUUUUCUGCCAUUGGCUGCACCAGUGCUCCGUGGGCAUGGGCAAAUCCCGGCUCCAUCUGCCCCACAGGUCUACGUACUGUAGUUCUCAUGUAGUUCAGAAAUACCGAGGCAUGUGGCUUUCUUAAGGUACACUAUGUGUGCUUGCCUGGAUUACAAUACAAUACAAGACUGUCUUUUUAAUUGCUUAUUACUAGCUUACCAAUAACCUGUAAAAGUAAUGUAACUUGCAUCUUUGUCAUCAGAACCUUUUCUCCCCACCCCUUUAUUUAUCAAGCAUAAUAUUACAUAUUAAGGGACAGAAAACUAGACCUUUGUAGUACACAGCAGGACGUUGCUAACAAUGUUUUAAAUGGGAAGCAAAAAAUGCUCUGAAAAAUGCCAGCCAUGAGAAAUGACUUUGUUGGCACCGUGUUCAUGCGCAUGUAUUUUUUUCUAUUUUUUCCGCUUUUGUCAUGUUACAUCCAUAUCUGUAUUUAUAUCUUAUUUGUUUCACUUUUGAGUGUAUCAUGGCAAUUGUACAGAUGUUUUUUGUUAACAUUUACGUGAUAGAAUUUGCUAAAAAAAAAAAAAUUAAAAUAAAACCUUUUGAGUUUGCCCUAGA